CUGUGCCUUGCUUCUAACCCAGCCUCGCUCCCUCUGGUGCUUGCUGAGGACUCACCUGCUGCCUGGCCAUGAGCACCACGUUUCUGCAGACUUCUUCCUCCACCUUCGGGGGUGGCUCUACCAGAGGGGGUUCCCUCUGGGCGGGGGGAGGCGGCUUUGGUGGGGGGAGUCUCUAUGGGGGCGGUGGAGGCCGCAGCAUCUCCGCUUCUUCUGCUAGGUUUGUCUCCUCGGGGUCAGGAGGGGGCUACGGGGGCGGCAUGAGCUGCGGCUUUGGUGCAGGGGCUGGUAGUGGUUUGGGGGGAGGCUUUGGAGGCGUCUUUGGAGGGGGUUUGGGCACUGGCUUUGGUGACUUUGGUGGCGGCGAUGGCGGCCUCCUCUCCGGCAAUGAGAAGAUCACCAUGCAGAACCUCAACGACCGGCUGGCCUCCUACCUGGACAAGGUGCGCGCCCUGGAGGAGGCCAACGCCGACCUGGAGGUGAAGAUCCGUGACUGGUACCAGAAGCAGAGCCCCAGCAGCCCGGAGCGGGACUACAGUCACUACUACAAGAUCAUCCAGGAGCUGCAGGACAAGAUUUUGGGGGCCAAGAUCGACAAUUCCCGGGUCAUCCUGGAGAUCGACAAUGCCAGGCUGGCGGCAGAUGACUUCAGACUCAAGUAUGAGAAUGAGCUGGCCCUGCGCCAGAGCGUGGAGGCCGACAUCAACGGCCUGCGCAGGGUGCUGGACGAGCUGACCCUGGCCAAGGCUGACCUGGAGAUGCAGAUCGAGAGCCUAAAUGAGGAGCUGGCCUUCCUGAAGAAGAACCACGAGGAGGAGAUGAAGGAGUACGGUAGCCAGCUGGCUGGCCAGGUCAACGUGGAGAUGGACGCGGCACCGGGCGUGGACCUGACCCGUGUGCUGGCCGAGAUGAGGGAGCAGUAUGAGGCCAUGGCCGAGAAGAACCGCCGGGACGCCGAGGCCUGGUUCUUCAGCAAGACAGAGGAGCUGAACAAAGAGGUGGCCUCCAACACAGAGAUGAUCCAGACCAGCAAGACAGAGAUCACGGAACUGAGGCGCACUUUGCAGGGCCUGGAGAUCGAACUGCAGUCCCAGCUCAGCAUGAAAGCCGGCCUGGAAAGCUCGCUGGCGGAGACGGAGUGCCGCUAUGCCAUGCAGCUGCAGCAGAUCCAGGGGCUCAUCGGCGGCCUGGAGGCCCAGCUGAGCGAGCUCCGCAGCGAGAUGGAGUGCCAGGACCAGGAGUACAAGAUGCUGUUGGACAUCAAGACGCGGCUGGAGCAGGAGAUUGCCACCUACCGCAGCCUGCUGGAGGGCCAGGACUCCAGGAUGGCUGGCAUUGGCACCAGAGAAGCCUCCCUCGGAGGUGGUGGUGGCAAACUUCGCAUCAACGUUGAGGAGACGGUGGAUGGGAAGGUGGUUUCUUCUCACAAGAGAGAGGUCUGAGUGCUGGGUGCAGGAGAGACCUCCCUUGCCGCCUCCACCCUCCCCAGGCUGAAUGGAGGACCGACCAGAGGGGCCAGAAGAGCAAACCCCAGUCCCUGCUUUCAGAGGGUCCAGCUCUCCCUGUUGGGUGCCCGGCAUCCUCCCCGUCCCUCUCCCUUCUGCUCUCCCUGCCUGCUCUAGAACAAGGACCGGCAAGAAGCAGCUGUAUUGUGUAACUAGCUCAUUUGUACCACGUCUGCCCAUGCAAUAAAGAAUUACUUUUCCUUCUGCAAAUAUC
This is a messenger RNA of Suricata suricatta (meerkat), 1716 nucleotides long. RefSeq names its product keratin 15 (gene KRT15). The transcript has 8 exons. The record is from RefSeq and is a predicted model, not a curated record. Gene Ontology annotation, molecular function: structural molecule activity. Lineage: Eukaryota; Metazoa; Chordata; Mammalia; Carnivora; Herpestidae. The coding region runs from base 69 to 1439 and encodes 456 amino acids.